UUGGUAUCGUAAUAGCAACAGAAAAAUUCAGCACACGACCAUAAAUUUGGCAAAAAGAGCUGGAUUCAUCCGUGAAAUUGGUGUCAGAUACAGCAGGUAUACUAGUCGUACGUCAGCAGAUAAUUGUAUUGCAAUUGUUAUCUGUGAUAACGGGUUUCGCUUAUAUAUUCAAGACAAAAGUGACGACGCUGAUCCGGGACCGCCAGGUCUCAGCUGUUAUUUGCCAAUAGACACCAAAGCAACACCAUAACAAGUGCAAUAGUUCAUAAUCUUCGUACGAGUUCUCAAACCGUCGUCCCGGUAUUCGGCGUAGGACAUUGUAAAUUAACGGUUAACUUUUAUCACUUUUUGGCCCCUUUGAUAAAGGUUAUUGCGCUAUAAACAGCGGGUUUCGAGCGAACUUGGAUUUGGGUUUUUGCACGAUUUUAGUCACCUGAGAGUCUUCACUGGGUUGAAUUGAUUGUUUCUUGGCUUGGAGUUGAAAAUGCCCGGUUCCGUUAGUACCCGUAAGGAUCCCACCACCUGGUUGAACAACGAGUUCUUCGAGAAGGUGCUACGUCAGGUGACCAACGAUAAGGGUCUGGUGGUUGAGGACUUCUUCAUCAAUCUGCAUGCCAACGCUGGAGAACACUACGCCAGUACGAUCUACCGAGCGCAGGUCAGCUACCGUUCGCGAGGCAAGGUGGAGCCAAUUGCGCUGGUGAUCAAGCUGAUCACUUCCAAGGUGAAUCAGCUUGCCGAUGACUCGUCGUUCGAGAAUGAGCUGAACCUGUACAAGAAUCUGCUCAACCAGAUGCAGAAUCUGCUGAAAAAGGCAGGGGUUGAAGGUGCGCAGUUGGCUCCCAAAUUUUUGUACGCAUCUACGGAGCCUCAACCGGUGAUCAUCUUGGAAGAUGUUACUUCGAAAAAGUACGAACUUCACAAAGGUUUGAUGAAUUUGGAAAACUCCAAAGCCAUCGCGACGAAGCUGGCCAGAUUUCAUGCAGCUUCGUACUGUGCACUCCAGGACAUUGAGAGCAAAAGUUUCGGUGAUCUUUCCGCUGGACUGUUCCAGACCAAACCAAACAUUGGAACCAAGUUUAUGGAGGAGAACUUUGGCAUAUUUUCCGAGGAACUGGCCAAGUGGGGUGGCUUUGAAAAGUACGCCGAAAAGAUCAAAGGUGUGCUGCCAACCUUCUUGAGCCGCGGUGCUGCCAUCUACAAUCAACACAACAACAGCUUUGCCGUCAAGGUGCUGAAUCAUGGCGAUUUCCACUACAACAACAUGCUGGUUCGAUUCGACAGCGACAGGACGUCCGUUGCCGAUGUUCUGCUGAUCGACUACCAGCUCAGCUUCGUUGGUUCCCCCGCAAUCGACCUGUUCUAUCUGCUCUACCUGGUUUGUGAUCGUGAAACGCGCGAAAAGCACCGCCAGGAGUUGAUCUACCACUACCAUCGGCAGCUGGUGGAGACCCUGGCCAAAGUUGGCCACAUCGGCAAGGUUCCGACGCUGUUCGAGCUCAACGAGGACAUGCUCAAGUGUGGCUUCCUGGAGGUUGUGAUUGCGGUGUGCUUCAUUCCGUUCCUGUUUGCCGACUAUGCAACGGCGCUGAACGUGUUUGAUAACAGCCAGGAUGCGAAGCAGUACCGUAGGCAGCUGUACAAUGGGACCGAAUAUCGGAAGAUUAUUGAGCCGCUGUUGCUGAACUUUUUGCACAAGGGAUUCCUGGAUUGAUGGGGGUGGGUUUACAUGAGCAAUACUUCAUGACGAAGUAAAAUAUUUAAAUGUAUAAUAAAUUCAUAUAUUACACAGAA
Culex quinquefasciatus (southern house mosquito) is the source of this 1794-nucleotide messenger RNA. RefSeq lists its product as uncharacterized. Bases 485 to 1714 code for a protein of 409 amino acids. NCBI's taxonomy places the organism in Eukaryota, Metazoa, Arthropoda, Insecta, Diptera, Culicidae. The transcript is spliced from 3 exons. The record is from RefSeq and is a predicted model, not a curated record.